Molecule: messenger RNA, 1662 nt
Organism: Hypomesus transpacificus
Lineage: Eukaryota; Metazoa; Chordata; Actinopteri; Osmeriformes; Osmeridae
Gene: med4
Product: mediator complex subunit 4
Exons: 7
Coding region: 15-773 (252 amino acids)
Biological process (GO): regulation of transcription by RNA polymerase II
Cellular component (GO): core mediator complex; mediator complex
Molecular function (GO): transcription coregulator activity
Source: RefSeq, a predicted model, not a curated record
GGGAAGAAACAGCCAUGGCGGUGGCCGACAAAUCAACUAAAGAACGGCUCUUAUCUGUUUUGGAUGAUCUAGAAGUGUUAUCCAGGGAAUUGAUAGAAAUGCUGGCAUUGUCAAGGAGCCAAAAACUCCCUCAGUCAAGCGAUGACACACAGAUUCUGGAGUUGCUUGUCCAGAGAGAUAAGGAGUUCCAGGAGCUGAUGCUGGUAGCACAGGAUCAGGGGAAGGUGCACCAGGAGAUGCAGAUCCUGGAGAAGGAGGUGGAGAAAAGAGACAGUGACAUUCAGCAGCUUCAAAAACAGCUGAAAGAGGCCGAACACAUACUGGCUACGGCUGUGUACCAGGCAAAGGAGAAGCUCAAAUCCAUCGACAGAGCCAGAAAAGGGAGUAUUUCAUCAGAGGAGAUCAUCAAGUAUGCCCACAGGAUCAGUGCCAGCAAUGCAGUGUGUGCCCCCCUCAACUGGGUACCAGGCGACCCACGGAGACCCUACCCCACUGACCUGGAGAUGCGCAGCGGCAUGCUGGGUCACAUGAGCAACCUGCCGACCAAUGGCGUGAACGGCCACCUCCCAGGGGAUGCACUGGCUGCUGGGAGAUUACCUGACGUGUUGACCCCCCAGUACCCCUGGCAGUCAAGCGAAGUCUCCGUGGGCUUGCUCCCCCCUCACCAUGGCAACGACUUUGGGUUGGAACCUCCGGGGCACAACAAGGAGAACGAGGAUGAUGUGGAGGCCAUGUCUACAGACUCAUCCAGCAGCAGCAGCGACUCCGACUGAGUGUGCGUGUGUGUGUGUACAUGUGUGAUUGUGUGUAUGUGUGGGCUCAUGUGCAUAUGUAUGAUUUGUGUGGAGGCUUUUAUCUUUGUGUGUGUGUGUGUAUGUGUGUGUGUGUAUGUGUGUGUAUGUAUGUGUGUGUUGGGAACUAACCAGCACACCCCGAGUACCUCAGAGAGUCCUGAGAUCUUCUCAUCCAACAGACCUUUUAUAAAAGCCACACUGAUGAGCUGGCCCUCAGUAGCAUGCAUCCUCUGGUGGCUUGCUGUGUGUUGGUACUGCUCUUCCCUGUGUUUCAAUCCUACCCAGCUUCUGUCCUUCACUUGACAUAUUCAGCCAUUUUCCUUAGACAUGGAUUAAGACCCAGUCCCAAACUAUAAGAAAAAAAAAAAAAAAACUAUUGAUUGAUAAGUUUAGUCAAUGACUAGGUUUAAUCCAUGUCUAGGUCUUUGGUUAAGACUUGACUAGUUCUUGGAAUGUCUGUAAUCGUCAAAUAUCUCACUCUUAUUGUUCAGGGCUGACCUCAAACCAUCGUAAAGGCUGGACCAGUCAAGGGAAUGUUUGUAAUACAAGCACACAAGUAUUACCACUUUUCAACCUCCAAUUGAACUGUUCCCUAACAGAGAUUUCACACAGUGUUUUGAUUUAGCAAGGGUUAAUUGCAGAUUUAAACCUGUGCUGUAAAUCUUUUGUUAUUUGUUAAAGCAUCUCCAUUGUUUAGGAUUCAUUUUCCAUGUUUUGUAUUUUUCUCAUUAUGUAUGACUCCCGUACUUUGAUUCAUCAGGUUACUUAGACUACAUGAGUACCUGUCAGGUUUUUUGGAAUGUAAAUAGAUAUGUACAUAAGGAAGGUUUCCCACCCUCGAUGUAAAUAAAAAUCAGUUUUGAAAGUA